Messenger RNA from Cladocopium goreaui, 946 nucleotides. The record is from the annotation of a GenBank genome assembly. NCBI's taxonomy places the organism in Eukaryota, Dinophyceae, Suessiales, Symbiodiniaceae.
UGAAGUACAAGGAGGCGAUUCGUCUCCGAGGCCUGAAACCAGGCAGAUACCUAUCGGUCCAGGCAGGAGAGUACUUUUCCGGAUUGCCGCUUGGAUGGACGUCGCCGCAUGCUGGGGCUGUGAGCCCACAUGAUAUGCGGGCAUGGUUGGAUUCGCAGAAGGUCUGGGAUGUGGCUGAUUCUCUGUCAAAGAUGACAGCAAUCAGUUUGUUUUCCGGUGUGGGGGGUUUAGAGCUCGGACUUUCUCAGUUCUUUCACACAUUGGAGUACGUGGAGAACUCGCCAUUUUGCACCAAAGUGCUGUUGGCCAGAAUGGCUGACGGCUGCCUGCCCUCUGGCAAAGUGAUUCCUGAUGUCAAAGAUUACAGUCCAUCACCUGAAGUUGCUCGGAACACUGACGCUGUGUUGGCGGGAUUCCCUUGCCAGGGAGUAUCCCAAGCUGGAUGCCAAGCUGGCAUGGCAGACGAGAGAUCCGCUCUGGUGAGCUAUGUCUUCAAGACGUGGGACAAGCUCUUGCCUGGAAGGAGAAAGCUGCUCCUCCUCGAGAAUGUGAGUGCGCUCCUCUCCCGGAAUCCUGGUUGCCGUGGUUUGAUGAACUAUGUGAUUCAGGAGUGCAAUCGGCGCGGGCUGAAGCUCACUUGGUGCUCCAUCCGGUUGUCAAAUUGUGGUUUGGCAGCUGGCAGGAAGAGAAUCUUCUUGAUUGCCCGUGCUGCUGGUGUGAACCAUUUUCCAGCUGGACUCAAGGAAAUUCCGUUCAGUGCUUGGCAGACACCGUGGAACCCGACGUCUACUGUUCCCAUGGAGUUGUGGCUGAAGGAUGAGCUGACACCUGAGGAGCGACUCCGAUUGAAGUCCAUGGGGAACAUUGUUGUUCCCAAACAGGCCGCGCUUGGUGCUUGUGUUUUGGCCAAGAUGCAGGACGUGUAGAGGCCUUCCACUGCAUGCUC